GUUCUGCGUAAACGCUGACACACAACACAUUCCUGCUAAUACAAUGAAUCUGUAAGAACAUAAAGCAGAGACGAUGGUGAGAAGAAUCAAAGAUAUAUCUGAGCUGCAGGAGUCUGGAUUCGGUCAGCCGUGGCCCCGACAUGGACUCAAACUCUUGUAUUGGUUUGCGGAUGAAUGCAUUUCUGAUGCAUGGAAUGACGACAUGAUCCUGCUGUGUGACCCGACAGGAGGAGAUUUUGGAUUUCACUUUUUUGCAAACAGAUGCAACCGACCCAGUGUGAAACUUCUUCCGGAUGUGAAGUUUCACUACUACGUGGUUGGCAAUCUGAAUUCACCAGGAGCCUAUAUGUUGCCAGAUUAUGUUAGGGAAGACAACACUCGCCGUAUUGAGGACAACAGCAAUGCAGAUCGCAUCAUCGUGUGCUAUCCCGGAGAGAAUAAGUUUGGGAAGGUUUAUGUGACCACACACAAAGAUAAGUCAAAUUAUGAUCCAAGCGCCACAUUUCACAUCACCAGGACCCUCAUCUGGCUCAUCAAAGCAUAUGAUAGUAUUAAUGACUUUCUGAGGGACACGAGGUAUCGUACACCAAACCAAACUGUGCCGACCAAUAAUCCAGUGUGGUACUACAACCCAGAACUUCGUCUGUGGGUCCCUACAUUGGAUCAGCAGGCUUCCCCUUUGCUUUUGCAGAAUUAUGAUUCUGAGAUUCGUAUUGACGUGGAACCACCAUCUACUUUUUAUAACAGUGAUGUCUCAGUGAAUGUAGAAAAUGACACAGAAGCACAAAACCACUCUGAGACGUUACCCAGAAAGAAGAGAUGCUGUGAACGUUUCUGUACCAUACUAUAAUGCCUUCAUACUUUUAGCAAAAUGACAAAGAUUCAUGGAUAUUAUUUUUACUAAUAAAACUAUUAAUCUGCAGCCAUAUUAACUGUAAUGAUUUUAAAGCUGUUUAUUGAACGCAUGAGACUUUGAUGAAUAGUCACCUGACCCUGUAAUAUAAUUGAUAUAGUGCAAGUUUUUGAAAAACAUUCAUGUUGCGAGAUCUAAAUGAUUUUUAAGUGAAUUAUGCUUAUAGUGUGAUGAUUUUGUAAAACAAAAUGACUUUCAGUAGCUUACUUUAGUGAGCACUUAUGCUGUAAAAUCAUACUGUAUGUAUGUUAUGUAUUAUCAUAACCAUUUAUUAUCAAAUUAGAACAACCGAAGUAGUACUAAUUUGUUGACUGACCAGUAGGCCUAUAAAUAAUUCUCUAUCAUACGUUUUCCUUUAUGGAAACAAAAAAUAUAUUAGGUAAUAUAUAGUAAAAUAUCAUGCAAUUUAUCAAAUAAUACAUAUUGCAACC
This is a messenger RNA of Triplophysa rosa, 1344 nucleotides long. RefSeq lists its product as uncharacterized. The record is from RefSeq and is a predicted model, not a curated record. Bases 74 to 850 code for a protein of 258 amino acids. The transcript is spliced from 2 exons. NCBI's taxonomy places the organism in Eukaryota, Metazoa, Chordata, Actinopteri, Cypriniformes, Nemacheilidae.